This is a messenger RNA of Chlamydomonas reinhardtii, 2165 nucleotides long. RefSeq lists its product as uncharacterized. The transcript is spliced from 9 exons. Bases 107 to 1447 code for a protein of 446 amino acids. Lineage: Eukaryota; Viridiplantae; Chlorophyta; Chlorophyceae; Chlamydomonadales; Chlamydomonadaceae. The record is from RefSeq and is a predicted model, not a curated record. Gene Ontology annotation, molecular function: ATP binding; nucleic acid binding.
GUAGUUUGCGUACUUAUAAGAGGGCCUAUCGUUGGUUGUGAAGUCCAAAGGUCGCUCGUUUGCGCUUUUCGCGUCUCGUUGCUACUUCAAUCCCCCGCAUAGCAUCAUGGGUGGUCCAGAUAAACUUACGGAUGCGGAGCGAGCGGCGGCGAUAGCCGCCUUCGAGAAGCUUGGCAUCUGCACUCAGCUUGCCGAGGCGGCGGCAGGGCUGGGCUGGAAGGCGCCGAGUCACAUCCAGGAGCAGGCUAUUCCUCACUUGCUGGCAGGCCAGGACGUCAUUGGUCUGGCCCAGACCGGCAGCGGCAAGACGGGCGCGUUCUCGCUGCCCAUCCUGCAGGCGCUCAUGGACAAGCCGCAGGAGCACUUCGCGCUCAUCUUGUCGCCCACGCGCGAGCUGGCCAUCCAGAUUGCGGAGCAGGUGGAGGCUCUGGGCAGUGGCAUCGGCGUGAAGAGCUGUGUGCUGGUAGGCGGCAUUGACAUGAUGGCUCAGGCCAUAGCGCUGGCCAAGCGGCCGCACGUGCUGGUGGGCACGCCCGGACGUGUGGUGGACCACCUGUCCAACACCAAGGGUUUCAGCCUGAAGCAGCUCAAGCACCUGGUGCUGGACGAGGCCGACAAGCUGCUGGACAUGGACUUCGAGCAGGAGAUAGACCAGAUCCUGAAGGUGAUCCCGCGCGAGCGGCGCACGCAGCUGUUCAGCGCCACAAUGACCAACAAGGUGCAGAAGCUGCAGCGCGCAUGCCUGGACAAGCCGGUCAAGAUCGAGGUGGCUCACAAGUACAGCACAGUGGACACGCUGCGGCAGCAGUACGUGUUUAUCCCCGCCAAGUACAAGGACUGCUACCUGGCCUACGUCAUCAACGAGCUCAGCGGCAGCACAUUCAUGAUCUUCACGCGCACCUGCGAGUCCACGCGCCGCAUCGCGCUGCUGCUGCGCAACCUGGGCUUCGGCGCCGUACCCAUCCACGGCCACAUGAGCCAGCCCAAACGCCUGGGCGCACUCAACAAGUUCAAGAGCGGCGAGCGCAACAUCCUGGUGGCCACCGACGUGGCCUCGCGCGGCCUGGACAUCCCGUCCGUGGACGUCGUCAUCAACUUCGACGUGCCGCAGAACUCCAAGGACUAUGUGCACCGGGUGGGCCGCACAGCCCGCGCCGGCCGCAGCGGCCGUUCCGUGACCAUUGUGACGCAGUACGACGUGGAGCUGUUCCAGAAGAUUGAGCACCUCACAGGUGUCAAGAUGGAGCAGUUCCAGGCAGAGCGCGAGGAGGUGCUGUUGCUGCUGGAGCGCGUCAGCGACGCCCAGCGGUUGGCCACCAUGCAAAUGAAGGAGGCGGAUGCGGGCAAGAAGGGCAAGCGGAAGGCGGACGACGACGAUGAGGGCGCGGGCGGCGGCGGACGAGGCGGGCCGAAGCCCAAGCUGGGUGGCGGGCGGAGAAAGUACUGAGCGGUUUGGAGGGAGCAGGGGUCAGGGGCUAGUAGGGGCAGGAGUGGUGUGUGCGUGUUUUAUUAAGCGUGAGAGUGAGAGUGAGGAGAUGGAAAGGGAAUGAUUUCAUGAGAGAGGUGUGUGCAGUGAGGAGCACUGAAGUUAUGUGUACAGGCGCGAACACUCGGAGCCGCGGACGUGGGCACGUUGAAGAGCUGUUGCCUGCUGGGUAGACAUCAAUAGGGCGCAGAGGGAUGGCUGCGGAUGGCAGGCACGGAUGGCAGGAUUGGGCCGGAAAUCGGGAAUACCAGCAGGGCAACCGUGAACCGUGUGGCUGGUACUCAGGCCGUGCGCAAGUAACUCUGAAAUGUAGGCUUUGUGGCUUUAUCGUGACCAACUGACCAUCAACACGAGCGUACAGCGUGGCGUACAAUCCCGAACGUCCUGCUGAGGCCUACAGUGUACAAGUUUGCGGGGCUAUCAGUUCGCCUCCCUUCCGCGCCGGACAGGUCAGGGCAGCCGCAACCCCGGUGCACCCACAACUUGAAUGGUGUUCCAAACGCCGAGCGGCUUUGAUGGGGACACCGAGGGAAACGGUACCCUGUGUCCACAGGGUACCGUUUCGCGCCGUACGUGCCUGGGUGCAGGGGGUGGGCACCUGUGAAAUCGCAAGGCUUCCCAAACCCAUUCAACGUGUUUCAAGUACACAAGCUUUAAAGUUUUGUAAAUGAAAGCAAGC